AUGAUCUGCACCACAACUUCCCCCAAAACCGGCAACUUUUUCGACCUGUCGCCGCUGCUGCACCAUGAUUGGUCUGUUCCCGGCCUAGACUACGGCUUCAACUUCAGCAUAAGUUUCUGUGGCCCUCUGACGUCUUCAGACACACAAUACACCGAUCUCGAAACCGACCACGAGGCCCAAAACUCGGCCAGCGCUAGCUACACAGACUCAGUGACUGGCCAGACGUACUCACUCGGCAAAUCUGACACACAUCCGUUUUUCCGCGGCCGAGAACUCGUUCUGGAGUACCACGGAGGCAGUUUCUGCAGAGACCCAGCGGGGAAAAUGACCGAGCUGCGCAAAAGCGCCUUGGUCAGCUUCAAAUGCGACCACGAAAUGACCCACCACGUCAUGUCUCCAACGCUGGUGGGCCAAUUAUCCGACUGUGCGUAUUUCUUUGAGGUCAAGACCCCCCAUGCGUGCGCAGUGUCUAACCAGGAACAGAGCAUGCAACCCGUGACGAUUUUCGUCUUCAUUGUUGUUGUGGCAACCAUUGUGGGACUCGUUAGUAGCCAGCUGGGCAAGGGAGGAAAGUUGCAGUUUGAUGGAGGGCGACUUGGAGAGAGAGUUAAGAGAGUGGUUCUCUUGUUGUGGGUGGUGGUCCUCAGAAUCGUCAUGGCUCCCUUUAGAGUCGUCAAGAGUCGCAGACUGCCGUUGUAG
This is a messenger RNA of Yarrowia lipolytica CLIB122, 699 nucleotides long. RefSeq lists its product as uncharacterized. The record is from RefSeq and is a predicted model, not a curated record. Lineage: Eukaryota; Fungi; Ascomycota; Dipodascomycetes; Dipodascales.